Loxodonta africana (African savanna elephant) is the source of this 1599-nucleotide messenger RNA. RefSeq names its product tubulin folding cofactor C (gene TBCC). Bases 45 to 1082 code for a protein of 345 amino acids. NCBI's taxonomy places the organism in Eukaryota, Metazoa, Chordata, Mammalia, Proboscidea, Elephantidae. The transcript has a single exon. The record is from RefSeq and is a predicted model, not a curated record. Gene Ontology annotation, biological process: post-chaperonin tubulin folding pathway; tubulin complex assembly. Gene Ontology annotation, molecular function: tubulin binding. Gene Ontology annotation, cellular component: cytoplasm.
CGCCCAGAGGAAGGAAGGCAAGAGAAAGGAACCCUGAAGUCAAGAUGGAGAGUGCUAGUUGCUCAGCUGCCGCUGUGGGGAACGGGGACAUGCGAUCCCAGCGGGACCUGAGCCUGGUGCCUGAGCGGCUUCAGAGACGUGAACAAGAGCGGCAACUGGAGGUGGAAAGGCGGAAGCAAAGGCAACAGAGCCAGAAGGUGGAGGAGGAGAAGAGCGACUUUUUCGCCGCUGCCUUCUCCCGGGAGCGAGCGGCGGUGGAAAAGCUUUUGGAGGGCGGGGAGUCCGCCGAGCGGCUGGAGGAGGCGGCCGCCCGACUCCAGGGGCUGCAGAAACUUCUCAACGACUCGGUUUUGUUCCUGGCCGCCUACGAGCUGCGGCAGGGACAGGAGGCGCUGGCGCGGCUGCAGGCGGCCCUAGCAGAGCGGCGCCGGGAGCUGCAGCCCAAGAAGCGUUUCGCUUUCAAGAGCCGGAGGAGGGAUCCCGCACCCGCCACCCAAGUGGACGCGGCUCCUGGUGCUCCGAUGGCAGAAGGCAUUCUGGCCUCUGCAUCCUCCAUGAAGGGGGAGCGAGGCUUCGGCUCUGUCUGGGUCUGUGGCUUCUCCAAUCUGGAGUCUCAAGUCUUGGAGAAGAUAGCGGAAGAGCUGCACCAGCGCGACGUGCUUUUGACCGAGCUGAGCAACUGCACGAUCAGGUUGUACGGCAAUCCCAAUACCCUGCGGUUGACCAGGGCCCGAAACUGCACCGUCCUCUCCGGGCCGGUGUCCACCUCUGUGUUUUUGGAGGACUGCAGUGACUGCGUACUGGUCGUGGCCUGCCAACAGCUCCGCAUCCACACUACGAAAGACACCCGCAUCUUCCUGCAGGUGACUAGCAGGGCCAUUAUAGAGGACUGCAGCGGGAUCCAGUUCGCCCCUUACACCUGGAGCUACCCGGGGAUCGACAAGGACUUCGAGGGCUCUGGCUUAGAUCGGAGCAAAAAUAACUGGAACGACGUUGACGAUUUCAACUGGCUGGCCCGGGAUGUGGCCUCCCCAAACUGGAGUAUUCUUCCUGAAGAGCAGCGAAUGAUCCAGUGGGACUAAGCAGUUGUCACUCUGUUCAUCACUUCUACCACAUAUUCCGUGUGGGACUGACUCCAGCUAAUGAACCCCAAAGUUUACUUUUUAUCCCAUUUUGCAUGUUUUCGGGAUAUUAAGGCUAGAAAUUGUGGUAGGCUCUACUUGUGAUUUCCGUUAAAUUCAUGAAAGGCGUAGUAUUUUAAAACAAUUUUGUUAUUUUGGUACUGACUAGAAGGUUUUAUUUGAUUAUGAUAGGUUGAAGAAGUAAGGGGAGAAGGGUGUGGGAGUGUGUUGGUUUUUGUUUUUUAUUUUGCUUCAAAUGAAGGUUUACAGAGCAAAUUCGUUUCUCAUUAAACAAUACACAUACUGUUUUGUGACAUUAGUUGCCAACCCCAUGACAUAUCAGCGCUCUUUCCUUCUCAACCUGGGGUUCCCUGGGUGUGUUGAUUUCUAAUGACUUGUAAUAUUUAAAGCCUAGUACAGUGCAUGAUAAGGCAGGCCUUCAAUUAAUAUUUAAUAAAGGAAUUCAGUAGGGCUCUCA